AUGGAUUCGGCUGCCUCGUUUGAAGCGCGUCUUGACUUGCCCCUCGGCUACUGCGAGCUAUCCUACAGUUUGGAUCCUCAGUCUGUUAUCGCGUCUGUCGGAAAUGAUGGGGCGAACGGAGCAAUCGCUGUUUUCAUCGGAUUGACCAGGAAAGAUAACCUGGAUGGCAAGAUAGUCGCGCGAUUAGAAUAUCAAGCCUACACCAAGCUGGCCAUCAAGACCAUGGCUAAUGUGAUACAAGAGGUCUAUAGCGCCACCUUUCCAUCAGACUCGUCCGCACCAAUCGCCAAAUUCGCUGUUCACCACCGACUUGGUGUAGUUCCAGUGGGAGAAGCGAGCAUCGUGAUCGCAGUCUCAGCCCCACACCGAAAAGAGGCAUUUGCAGCUUGCGAGAGUGUCCUGGAAGAAGUCAAAGCCAAGUGUCAGAUUUGGAAGCGCGAGUUCUAUGAGAAUGAAGCAGACGAUAGAGCAGAGUGGAAGGCUAACCGAUAA
Messenger RNA from Mycena indigotica, 492 nucleotides. RefSeq names its product Molybdenum cofactor synthesis 2. Bases 1 to 492 code for a protein of 163 amino acids. Gene Ontology annotation, biological process: Mo-molybdopterin cofactor biosynthetic process. Gene Ontology annotation, cellular component: cytosol. Lineage: Eukaryota; Fungi; Basidiomycota; Agaricomycetes; Agaricales; Mycenaceae. The transcript is spliced from 4 exons. The record is from RefSeq and is a predicted model, not a curated record.